AUGAGGCUCCUUCUUAUUAGACACGGAGAGACUGUCGACAAUGUCGCUGGAAUCUACGGCGUAAGGGUGUCUCAUCUCUUUUCCUCCGACCUCCAACGAGCAUAUAUCACAGCAGAAGCUGUCCGCGAAGCUCAACCUCAGUCCCCGGCCGAAACCACAAAGCUCCAGCUUCUGCGGGAGCAAGACUUCGGCUUCUUCGAAGGGAAGAAAUUCUUUGAGCGGCCGAGGGAGGGUAACAAAACUAGAAAGGACGCACAUUUAGAGGCUCGCCGCGACGAGCCUGGCUUUGUUGAGGUGGAGAGCAAAGAGUCCAUGCGCACUCGAGUCGAGACUUUCAUCGAUGAUCAUUUGAUUCAAUUGAUGCAUGAAGUCGAGGAAGACACGUCUGUGGCUGUCGUUGCCCAUGGGAUCAUUCUGAGUCACCUCUGGAGGGCGAUUUUGAAGCGAUUCCAUCCAUUCGUUACGGUUGGGCCUGAUGUUCAGUCAAAGGCACCGGGCUUUAGUUUGGAAUACCUUGGUGGCUGGUCAAACACCGGGUAUUUGGAUUUGGAAGUGAAGAGAAGAGCUGGGUCUUCUCGCAAAACUUCCAAACCUUGUGUGAAUGCUGGGACAUCUGCAGAGAUUGCCUCCCCUGCACAAAUUUCGGCUCCCCCAGAUCCCAUUCUGCCCAACGGCUCGGAACCUGAGGGCUCCGAGCCCCGAGGCACUUCCGCUAGCUCACCAUUACUGCCACACAAGCCCGCGACCAUCGCUUCUCUCGCUCCGUUCCCGCCUCGAAUCAUCAAGGAGCUGCAGCUUGUGGUCAAAGCUGUGAAUAGUCAAGAACAUUUGAAGCACCUGAAGAAGACGCGAGGUGGGAUCGGAAGUCUGAAACAUGAUUCGAAUCAGAAGAAGGUGGACUCAUUUUUCAAGAAACGUAAACUUGAGCCCAAAUCUGAAAAUGAUGGCAGGGCAUAG
Molecule: messenger RNA, 957 nt
Organism: Hyaloscypha bicolor E
Lineage: Eukaryota; Fungi; Ascomycota; Leotiomycetes; Helotiales; Hyaloscyphaceae
Product: phosphoglycerate mutase-like protein
Exons: 2
Coding region: 1-957 (318 amino acids)
Biological process (GO): negative regulation of glycolytic process; positive regulation of DNA repair; fructose 1,6-bisphosphate metabolic process
Cellular component (GO): cytosol
Molecular function (GO): fructose-2,6-bisphosphate 2-phosphatase activity
Source: RefSeq, a predicted model, not a curated record